Molecule: messenger RNA, 925 nt
Organism: Exophiala viscosa
Lineage: Eukaryota; Fungi; Ascomycota; Eurotiomycetes; Chaetothyriales; Herpotrichiellaceae
Exons: 1
Coding region: 208-789 (193 amino acids)
Source: RefSeq, a predicted model, not a curated record
AAAGACAUAAAAAGGUAGGAAUGUCUGCGCAGAGUGGUAAGUUUUCUAAUCAUCAUCAUCAUCAUCAACAACACCAACAGCAACACCAACUCCAACACCAUCACCAAUUCCCAUACCAGCACCAUCACAACUAAGCAACAGUUUACUACUCGAAGAUCUACACCAACAUCUUAAUACAACCUCCCAUCAACUCAUUGAUAUUCCACCAUGCUCGUCCCCGUCGCCUCCCUCGCCCUUCUCGGCCUUGCAACCGCUGCACCGCACGCCAAACGCCAGGCUGCUGAUGCCAACUUCGGCCUGAGCGUUGGCCUCGAGGGCAUUUUCGACAUCAGCGAAGUCCAAACCUUCAAGUUCUCCUACGCCAACAACUCAGCCUACUUCGGCGAGAUCAAGUACCAGCAAUACUCGGAGCCGCUUGUUCUUACCGGCGCCAAAGUUGCCGGGGACACCACCGGUGGCCUGAGCUUCCUGUCCAUCCACGCCGCCCCCACAGGCUCUCAGUACGCCUACAUCGAGCCAACCAAGACUGCACCUCUGCAAUUCACUGUCCCGCAUACGGGUGGCGAGAUGCCCGCCGAUGCUGUCAGCACGGGAUUCUACUUCAGCGGUGGUGGCCCAAUGUUGUACAAUGGCGAUAACAAGUUCUGGGCCUGCCAGAACCCUGAGCUCAAGGCUUUGAACUCCUAUCAGAUCUGGUGGAAUGGUGCGGGCGAAUUCCCCCUCGGAAUCGACUGCAAGGGCCCGAUUGGCAUGGACCAAAUCGCUGAGUCCGAGACGCGCAGCAACUAAGACGUUGUGAUUGAGCAUUUGAGCGGUCAUACUAGCAUAGCAUUCUUUCUUUUCAAAAGCGCGGUUGUCUGAUUUUACUUUGACCAUUAGCGAUUAGCCAGUUUAGUCUCUAACAAUUGCACAUAUUCAUCCAUCA